GUAAAAGAGAAAAGAGGAUCUAUAAAUAGAAAGGCCAAGGUACCUUGAAUAGGCUUGAAGAAGCCUCCAGCUCUUCAGCGCUUUCCUUCUUCUUCUUCAACCUCUUUCCACACAAUUCACAAACACAAAUACACGCGAUGGCGGGCCCAGACUCUCUCAAGUUCCUCUGUAGUUACGGCGGCAAGAUCCUCCCACGUCAUCCCGACGGCAAGCUCCGUUAUCAGGGCGGUCACACUCGCGUCCUCGCCGUCCCUCGCUCCAUCUCAUUCUCGGAGCUGAUGGUAAAGCUAGGGGAAUUAUGCGGAACACCCGUGACGCUACGGUGUCAAUUACCUACAGAAGAUUUAGAUGCAUUAGUAACCAUCACUUGUACGGAAGAUCUGAAAAACCUGAUCGAAGAGUACGACGUCGUUUCGUCUCUCAAGAUCAGAGCCUUCCUUUCGCUCCCAAAGAAACCAACUUCACCUUCCUCCUCAAGCUCUUCCUCACCAAAAUCGACUCAAGCUGUUGCCGGAAAUGUCGAUCACAAAGCUAGGUUUCCGGCGACGACAUGCUUUCGUCACAUCCCUAAGCCUGUCGGAUAUCCAGUUUGCUUCGACAAAGCUGCCGGAAAAGUCCCGGCGACGGCGUCGUAUUACGCAAAUGGAAAUCCAUCUGCUCGGAUUUAUUUGAUUCAUAAUGGCAAUCAUUGGCAAUAACAACAGGACCGGCCUUAUGAUUUAAAUCUCGAAACAUUUAAAUCGAACAUCAAAAUAUUAUACCACAAGAAAACACUAGCAUAAGAAACAAAAAAUGCAUAUAUCUUUAUAUAUGUGGUUCGUGAUGUAAAAUCCUUGAGUUGAAUGGAUUGGAUUGAUUUUUGAAUCCA
This is a messenger RNA of Daucus carota subsp. sativus, 868 nucleotides long. Its product is annotated as protein PAL OF QUIRKY. NCBI's taxonomy places the organism in Eukaryota, Viridiplantae, Streptophyta, Magnoliopsida, Apiales, Apiaceae. The record is from RefSeq and is a predicted model, not a curated record. The coding region runs from base 138 to 698 and encodes 186 amino acids. The transcript has 2 exons. Gene Ontology annotation, molecular function: protein binding.